AUGAUCGGGUCAGUUCGCGCCACGCUGCUGGGCCUUGUGCUCCAGAUCCUUGUCGAAAGGCUGGCCGGCCAGCAGCAGCAGUUCGUCCUCGCGCGUCCCCAACGCUCCCUGUACGAGCCCCUGGAGCACCUGGGUCCUGUGGCGCCUCUCGGCUGGAAUACCAUCCCCAGCGGCGGUGGAUUGGGUCUCGGCACGGGACUGGGACUAGGAGAGUGGUCCUACAACCCCAUUGGACUGGGGCAUAUGAGCAAGGACGAGCUACUGACCCUGUUGGAGGCGUGGAAGGAAGUGGAACAGGAAUCGGCUACCACUACUGCUGCUCCUCCACCGCCGGAAACCACAACGUCAUCACCGGUUCUAAUUCUUCCUCCUCCCUCACCACCUCCACCUCGGCCAAUUGUUCUGGCUCCUGCUCCGGCCCCAGCCCCUGCUCCUGCUCCAGUUCCCCAGCUCCCGGCUGGAACUCCCAUUACGGUUCGCCUUCCAGCUUUUGUGCCCGUCCGACUAGCUGCCAUGUUCACACCCCCGGCGGGUGGAGCAGCCAUAGCUAGUGCUGGUGCCGGUCCUGAUGCGGCUUCAGCUCCAGCUCCCGACGCCGCUGCUGCUGGCGGCGAUGACCUGGCCACUGAUGACAUCGCCGACGACGAUACCGCCGCCGCUCCCCGACUCUUCCGCUUUAUGACCAUGCCCCGGAACAGAAAUCCGGGCAGACCCCAAUCCAGACAGCAGUUCGUGGUGAGGAACACACUGGACAGCGUUGAUGCGGGAACUGCUCCGCUGAAGCAGGCCGUGAAACCCAUUGCCAAAGCACCUGCUCCCAAGUUGGCAGCUCCGCCAGCAGCUCCCUCAUUCCGGCCCAGAUUCGGCAGCUUGCCUCCUCACCUGGCCAACGCCCGCUUUGAACUGGUACCCUCCUCCCAAAUCAUCGGCGAUUGGCGGGAGUAA
This is a messenger RNA of Drosophila bipectinata, 945 nucleotides long. RefSeq lists its product as uncharacterized. The record is from RefSeq and is a predicted model, not a curated record. Lineage: Eukaryota; Metazoa; Arthropoda; Insecta; Diptera; Drosophilidae.